AACUCUUUAGUGCACUAGUACACAUCUGUCAAAAUUAGAGAAUGAUACCUGCUGCAAUCAGUGCAGUAUUUCGCGACUGUGUAGAGAUUGAUGAUGAAGAUGAAGAGCACGCGUACCAGCUGUAUGAUUUUGUUAAGACGGGGGACAUUGAAAAUCUCAAGAAGGUUCUGGAAUAUCCCGAGUUCCGAGCAGUAAUCAAUAUGAAGAAUCACCUUGGAUGCACCCCGUUAAGAAUUGCAGCCGCGGAGGGUCAGCUUGAGUGUUUACGCCACCUGCUGGAAUUUGGAGCAUUGGUAGACAGACCAGAUGUCAAACUUCAGACUCCAUUAUUGGUGGCGUUGAAGAAUUUCCACUUCGAUUGUGCAGAAGUGUUAUUAGAGCAAGGAGCUAACCCUAACGGGGACCCACACCAUGUCACCACACCUUUGUAUGUCAUGACAAUGCAGGGCUCAUUUAGAGGAAUGAAGUUACUGUUAGAACAUGGUGCUGACACUUCUGUAGCUAAUAACCACAUCCUACCCAUGAUGUCCCUGCACGUCCCAUUGUGUCCCAUUCAGAUUGCUCUGGCUUAUAAACAAUAUCCCUGUGUACGACUGCUGCUUAAUUACGGGUCUGAAACUGACUAUCUACCCUCGCACAGUCCCAGUAGGGAUCAGGACCACAUGAUGCUCUAUGAUCUUUGCAUCAGUAAAAUGUGCAUUUUGGUGGCAUUUCAACUUCUCUAUGAGUCUGGUACCAAUAUAUACAUACGACCAAAGGAUAGUAAACAAGCUUGGGAGCUGGAGGAGAGACCGGGUAUCAAGGGCUACCUAAAAUACAUCACAGAGAAUCCACGUAGUCUCAAGUCUGGAUGUCGCCUGUCCCUGAUGCGUCAGUAUGGCCGGAACCUGUUGGUACAGAUAGAGAAAAUGGACAUUCCUACAGUCCUUAAAUCCUACCUAAGUCUCGCUGACAUCAGAUGACAACAUCCUCUCACUUAGGAAAAAAAAAUUUAACAAUACUCUUUGUUGUAUUUGUAUACAUUUUGUAAGUUAUACAAUAAUUAAGCUGCCAUUUAUUAUUUGUUUUGAAUACCAUUUAUUAAGUUUUUAUAAGUUUUCUUGGUGUCUUAUAUAUAAUAGCCUAUAUAUUUUCAAAUAACAUUUUGCUGAGCUGAUUCUCCAUGUUAUUGCAUUUAAAUACAGUCUAGUUACUGUAUAAGCUGAUGUACUUUUAACAUCAAAUACCUGUUGUUCUACAAAUAUAUAUCAAGGGUGCUUCUGUAUUACAAAACCAAUUUUUAUAUAAAGAGAAUUAUCAGAUAUAAUUUACACCCAAGUCCUAUUUCUUUAAAAUUUGAUUUGAUUUUAGCUUCAUUGACAGUAUUACUAAUAGGUUAAGUGUACCAUUUGUACAAAUGAUUUAAGAACUACUCAUGAUAAGUCAGUUCCGGUUGAGAUUAGAACUAAGCAUGGCAAUGCAUGACCCUGCCACACACACACCUUUUUUUAGUUGAAUUUUUUGCAAAAGUUUCUUGUGUUUUUGUCAGUUAAGAUUAUUUUCAGUUAAAUUGAACAUUUACUACAGCAAGCUCCUAAAUACAAUACACCAUCUUAUAUAUCUAUAUCUACAAAAAAAUCUUCUCCGUCAUUGCAUUAAACAUAAAUUGUAUUAUCCAUACCUGUAAUGUAUAAUAAUAUUCCAGCAUUACUGAAUUACCCUUCGCCUUUAUAUGCCUGUGAUUGUGGAGUUUGAAGAAGAGAACACCCAUGUACAAACAGCAUUAUAUUGAUAGUACAUUUCUUUUGUCAAAGUGUCUCGGGGGCUCUAUAUGUUGUCGUUCUUCUUUCUGUAACAUUACUGGGAAUAAUAAUAUAUAUAUUGUCUACUUUAUAUUUAGCUUGAUAUGGUAAUAGAGGGAGAUAAACUGGAAGGUAAUUUAUAAAGGCCUGCAUGUGUAUACAUUAGACACGAUACUAUAAAACUACCUAUCUCAAUAAACAGGUGAUAAAAAGCCAGUAGUCUGUGUCAAUGAAGGGAUAUCAGGUUUGUUCAAACGAAUGGCCUUGACAUAAUUUACAGUGAUGAAAUGAUAUCUCAGUAACCAAGAGGCCAAGAGACGAAAUAGUGAGUCACCUACAUGCAAGACAGAAGAACUAAGUACCAAGUUGAAUGAAGUUUUUUUUUAAAUUUAAACAUGUUUAUUGUCAAACUUAUAGCCAAAAGUUUUCUGAGUAUAAACUUAUCUACGCAUUCUUCUGAUAUACAUUUAAAUAUAUAUUUCUGCAAUGAUAUAACAUGUAUUACAAAUGUACUAUCAGGAUCUGUUGGUGAGGUAUUACAACAUGUACGUUAACAAAAUAUUUAAUUUAUAAAGUAUGCAUGCUGUUCAGUUUUAGAAUACCCCUGCUUCCCUUGGUGCGUUAUGCGAAUGUAUUAUUGUGUGGGUAAAUAUGGUUUUUGAACAUUUGUUAAUUAUUAAAGUAAACGUGUAUUUUAA
Pecten maximus is the source of this 2479-nucleotide messenger RNA. Its product is annotated as ankyrin repeat and SOCS box protein 12-like. Gene Ontology annotation, biological process: intracellular signal transduction. The record is from RefSeq and is a predicted model, not a curated record. Gene Ontology annotation, molecular function: protein binding. The coding region runs from base 42 to 962 and encodes 306 amino acids. NCBI's taxonomy places the organism in Eukaryota, Metazoa, Mollusca, Bivalvia, Pectinida, Pectinidae. The transcript is spliced from 4 exons.